GCCACUGGACUCCGCGGAGCAAGCGAGUGGUCAGCGCGGAGCCAGAGCCGCGCGCAUCUUUCCAGAGGCCGACGCCAGCUCGCCGGCAUGGCCCCCGCAGCGGCAUCGGGCGGCAGCACCCUGCCCAGUGGCUUCUCGGUCUUCGUCACCUUCCCGGACUUGCUCUUCGUCUUUGAGUUUGUCUUCGGGGGCCUGGUAUGGAUCCUGAUCGCCUCCUCCCUGGUGCCCAUCCCCCUGGUCCAGGGCUGGGUGAUGUUCGUGUCUGUGUUCUGCUUCGUGGCCACCACUGCCCUGCUGGUCAUGUACAUAAUCGGUGGCCAUGGUGGGGAGACUUCCUGGGUCACCAUGGAUGCAGCCUACCACUGUGUGGCCGCCCUGUUUUACCUCAGUGCCUCUGUCCUGGAAGCCCUGGCCACCAUCAGCAUGCAAGAAGGUUUUACCUACAAGCACUACCAUGAAAACAUCUCUGCUGUGGUGUUUGCCUACGUGGCCACUCUGCUGUACGUGGUCCAUGCAGUGUUUUCCUUGAUCAGAUGGAAGUCUUCCUAAGGCAGCAGAGCAAGAGCUGGAAACCCAGAUGGCACCAUCUUCUCCCAGCAUAACUUUCUAGAACACAGACAUGAUGUGGAGAAAAGAAGACAAGCCAAAACACAGCAAAACAAACAAACAAACAAGAGGCCACACUCUUCCUCAUGGGUGUCAUGUUCACCUUCUGUCACAGGCUGGGGUUUGUGUUCCACUCCAGCUGUGGAACUCUCCUUCCAGGGUACCCUCCUGCCCACAGUGACAGGGCAGAGGGUGGGAAGUGAGGGCCCAGACCUGAGGAGUAAAUGACAGUCCCUGUUGAUCCCUGGAGCAGGUCUUGAGACUGCUUCUUGGAAUCUCCCACAGGUGCUUCAAGUACCCAUGUCCUGGCAUGUUUCUAAGUCUUCAUGGAUAUUCUAUGUGUCCUAGGAACUGAAAUUCACCCAGCAGAAGUCUCCAGAACUCUGUGGUGGAAGAUAAAAUACUCUUUGAAAUACUUUAUAAAGUCCCUUUUUGCUGAUA
Messenger RNA from Jaculus jaculus (lesser Egyptian jerboa), 1047 nucleotides. RefSeq names its product mal, T cell differentiation protein (gene Mal). The transcript has 4 exons. Bases 88 to 549 code for a protein of 153 amino acids. The record is from RefSeq and is a predicted model, not a curated record. Gene Ontology annotation, molecular function: structural constituent of myelin sheath. Gene Ontology annotation, biological process: myelination. Lineage: Eukaryota; Metazoa; Chordata; Mammalia; Rodentia; Dipodidae. Gene Ontology annotation, cellular component: membrane.